Molecule: messenger RNA, 3918 nt
Organism: Capronia epimyces CBS 606.96
Lineage: Eukaryota; Fungi; Ascomycota; Eurotiomycetes; Chaetothyriales; Herpotrichiellaceae
Exons: 2
Coding region: 1-3918 (1305 amino acids)
Biological process (GO): transmembrane transport
Cellular component (GO): membrane
Molecular function (GO): ATP binding; ATP hydrolysis activity; ABC-type transporter activity
Source: RefSeq, a predicted model, not a curated record
AUGAACGUGAGACCGAAUCCAGGGCCCAACUUUGCCCCCGUGAAGGCCGCACAACCCGGGAGACCAAUAUUCUUUUACACAAGCAAGCCUCACAUAUUCAUCCUUCUGUUCGCUGUUAUCGUGUCAGCUGCUGCGGGACUGUUACAACCCGCGAUGGCCAUUAUCUUCGGGAGAUACUUUCAAGUGUUUUCAGAUUAUGCCUCCGGAAAGAUCGAUGGCCCGGCUCUAAUGGAAAGAAGUUUGAGCAGCAUCUACGCUUUGCUAGGCAUCGGACUUUGUACAUUUUUCCUCAAAGGUGGACUCCUCGCCAGUUGGCUAGUCUUUGGCGAGAUGCAAGCAAAGGGCGUUCGCGAACAACUUUUCCAAGCUCUUCUGGACCGGGAAAUAGAGUGGUAUGACGAGCGAACGAUCGGAGUUGGAACGCUUUUAGCGAGGAUGCAAACGUAUGACACUUCAUGCUGGCGUCCUUCAACCACUGAUCAAAGUAGACAGAUCCGGGAGUUCCAACUAGGAGCUUCGCAGCCUCUUGGUCUCUCGAUACUGGCUCUCGUCCAAGCAUUGUGCUCCCUUGGCCUUGCCUUCCACACCAAUUGGAAGCUGACUCUUGUUGUGCUGUCUGUCGUUCCUGUCAUCGCCCUAGGCGUUGCCCUCCUCUCCCGGCAAACGCAAAUAUAUGUCGAAAUGCACAGCAGAAGAUUAACACAAGCAACCAAAGUGGCGAACAAUAUCAUUACGAAUAUCACGAUGGUCAAGUGUUUUAAUACCCAGGAGCAGGAGGGGCAACAAUACCACUCGGCAGUGAAAGAUGCAACUGUAUCUUCCUGGAAGCAGGCAGUUUUCAGUGCGGCGCAGACGGGGUUCGUUCGAUUCGCCGGCACGACCAUGUUUGUCCAAGGCAUACAGACGACUUUCAUCAUCGGGCGAAGUGGUUCUGGUAAAAGCACCGUUGGUCAGCUACUCCUGAGGUUCUAUGAAGCUCAAAACGGUACCAUAUCGAUUGAUGGCCACGAUCUGCAGGAUAUUGAGACAACCUGGAUCAGAAACAAUAUCACAUUGGUUCAACAGCAGACUAUCUUAUUCACCGAGACGGUCUUUAAGAAUAUUGCUUUAGGACAUCACAACUACAGCCGAGUGACUGCUUCGCGAGUAGGCAGCUGCCUGAAGAUGGCAGACUUACAGAGUACAAUUGAAGCUCUUCCCCAGGGUGUGGAUACCAAGGUCGGUCGCGGCGGCUCAUCCUUGUCGGGUGGUCAGAAGCAGCGCAUUGCUAUUGCGCGUGCUCGGUUAAGAGACACGCCAGUCUUGAUCAUGGACGAAGCAACGAGCGCGCUGGAUUCCACGAGCCGAACUUCCGUCAUGCAAGCGAUUCGCCGCUGGCGACAGAAUAAAACAACCAUCAUAAUCACUCAUGAUUUGACACAGAUUCACUGCGAGGAUAUGGUAUAUGUUCUUGAUGGGGGACGAGUUGUUCUCAAGGGCCGCUGGAGCGAUGUUGGGGAUCUCAGCAAGGAGGUUAGCACCGGAUCAAACGGGCCUCAACAGGGAUUCGAGGCUCACCGCAAUUGUUCCAGCGUAGGAAUGUUGCUAGACCAAUGUCCAAAUGAAGACCAGGCCAACGAGGCACUCGUUUCUUCACCAGAUUGUUCCGUCAGAAAGGCCUCAUUCGACGCUGAAAUGGAGGCUGUGGCGGAAAACAAGCCGGUCACAUCUAAUCGACCUAUCAUGAGUUCAGGUCCAUUGAGUCGACGAUUGAAGAUGGAGCUUUCGGUCAGCGCAGGAGCCGUCUUGAACCACCUGAAGCGGCAGUCCCUCGCACGGGCUAACGCUAUGUAUGUGCUCGGACACAUUCAGCCUCGAGUUGGUCCACUUCGGAACUGGCCUCCUGCUGUACAAAAAGGGCAUAUCAGUAUGCGCGCGGCCACAUUUUUGUCGAGCCCUCGCACACCAGAAUUCAUUAGCAAACCGCUCCCUGUGCCCCCCUUAAUGCUCGAGCUCGGAGACAGAAACGAAUGGUAUCCCGACGCCACCUCCAAGAGGCGUGCAGCAGUAGCUGAAGAAGAGCAUAAAACAUACUCUACCUCCGCAAUAUUGGCGACUGUCUGGCCAGCCCUCAACACGUCUGAUAGAAUCAGACUUAUUUGUGGGUUGAUUGCGACGCUUUGUCAUGCUGGAGCGCCGGCGACCUUUUCAUAUACACUGGUUCAAGUCUUUGGCACCUAUUCUCUGUCAACUGGAUAUCGAGAAAAAGCUUUGGUGUACUCAAUGGCCGUACUGGGGAUUGCCGUCGUUGAUGGGGUUGUAUCUUUUCUCAUGCAGUAUCUAUUGGUUGGCGCAAGUCAAACAUGGGUAGAUGAUCUCAGAAUGGCGGCAAUGAAGGUCAUCCUGCGGCAGCCUAGAGGUUGGUUCGAUGAAGAGAUGAAUAGGCCAGCUGGCCUUGUGUCUUGCUUGGAUGGCAGUGCCGAAGAAAUAAAAGAUCUUGUUGGACGCUUCGCUGCUCAACUAUUGGUGGUGGCCGUGAUGAUGGUGGUGGCGGUGGUAUGGUCCUUCAUCACAUGCUGGAAAAUAACCCUCGUCAGCCUCGCCGCGACACCUCUUUUGUAUCUCCUGACCAGGUGUUUUGAAUCAGUCUCGUCUCAUUGGGAGGCUCGAACAAAUGAGGCAUGCGAGCAGAUCGGUGACAUCUAUGUUGAGACUUUUACUGACAUCAAAACCGUCCGGUCACUCACUCUCGAAUCCUACUUCCACCAGAAGUACAACCGCGCAACCGCGGAGGCCCUGUCUAUUGGAAGGCGACGAGCGAUAAUCAGUGGACUUCUCUUUGGGCUCUCUGACUCGGCCAUCAUCUUCUUCACACCAUUGAUUUUCUGGUACGGGGCCCGUCUUGCGAAAGAUAGGGAGUGGCCGGUCAGCUCCAUCCUGGAGGUCUUCUCUCUCCUUCUGUUCUGUACGGCAAAUGCCUCUGCGGUGGUGGCAUAUAUCCCCGAGAUCAGCACUGCGAAAAAUGCGGCCAACCGACUUCUACGUCUUGUCCGAACACCCGUCAUCUCACAUGAAGAUGUUGGCGAAGUACAACUGAACGAGAAAAACCCAAACACCCUGUUUGGGCCGAUUCACUUCAUCAACUUGACGUUCUCCUACCCUACACGCCCGGAGGUUGCAGUCCUUAGACGUCUGAACCUCACCAUAGCCCCGGGGAAAUGCACGGCCAUUGUAGGUGCAUCAGGAUCGGGAAAAUCUACGAUCGCUUCACUCCUCCUGGGCCUCUACCCUCCAGAGGCGGAUCACAUGGCUCUUUCUUCGCCCACAGAUCCGUCCGGUGGUCCACCAUCAUUGACACUGGCUGGCCGUGAUAUUCGAAGCUUGGACCUCGCAGGACUUCGCUCUUUGAUUGCCAUUGUGCCUCAGGCUCCAAUUCUUCUGCCAACCACUGUCCGUGGGAAUAUCAGCUAUGGUCUGGCACCAGACUCGCCACUGGCCUCAGCAGUUCGUAUCGAGUCUGCCGCGCAGUUAGCUGGAAUCCACGAGUUCAUCCAGUCUCUUCCUCAAGGCUAUGCCACAAUCAUAGGAGAUGGAGGAUUAGGAGUGUCCGGUGGACAGGCACAACGCAUUGUGAUUGCGCGUGCUCUGGUUCGAAGGCCCCGAAUUCUUAUUCUGGACGAAGCAACAAGCGCACUCGACAGCGAGAGCGCGGCUAUCAUUAGAUCCAGCGUCAAGAAAUUGCUGCACCAGAAGGAGCAGAGAUUGACGGUGGUGGUGGUGACCCACGCAAAGGAGAUGAUGGCGUUUGCUGAUCAUGUGGUGGUGCUGGGGCAGGGUAUCGUUGUCGAGCAAGGUUCGUUCCCGGAGCUUUUGAGCAGGAGAGCGGCGCUGUGGGAAAUGCUGAGGCUGGAGAGAGGCUGUGAGCAAGGCCAUGGUUGA